AUGGGCAAAAGGACGCUUCUUUUGCUAGAUCUGAAUGGGGUGCUGUUUUACUGCCCAGCCUCGUCGAUUGUCAGUGCUUCGAUUUUGGAAAAAAAUCCAGGAUCGUGUUUUGUAAACACAGGGUUGAUACUACGGCCCUGGAUCUCUGAAUUUCUUUCCUUCUGCUUCCAGCAUUUUGAGGUGGGCAUUUGGACCUCUUUGCAGGCCAAAAAUGCAUAUCCAAUCAUUGGGAGGAUACUUGGCUCUCACGUUGAGAUUUCCCACUCGGGCCUGAUAUUAGAUUGUGGGCUCGUUGAUGGGGGCAAGAUAUUCCCGGAGAUUUCCCAAAUCAAGGAGCUUGACAAAAUGAGCACGGAGGCAUCCAUGAUCAAGGGGGAAGAGCCCCGAAGUUGCGCACGCAUGCAGAUUUCCAUUCUUCGACACCGAAUGAUGUCGAAAAGCUCGGUAAAAGGACAGCUCUCUUUACUUUGGACCCAAACGAGAUGUACCAUCUCGCACGAUGGCCGCGCUUUUAAGAUGAAAAAAGACCGUCCAUUUAUGCUGAAGGAUCUUUCUUCGCUUUGGAAAGAGGAUGGUGAGUUGCACGCACUGCCGGUCCAUCAGAUAGUUGAGAAAAUCGUUAUUAACCAUCAAGAUGCAUCAUACGUGCUCUCCAGCAAUCCGGUACGGAAAUUCGACGAUCUGAGCGUCUCUGUGCCAUCGAGAUUGGACAUAGCGUCGCGUUGGAGCCCAAAGAACACCGUGCUAAUUGAUGAUUCGGCAUACAAAUUUUCGCAAACACCGCUCAAUGGCAUUCCAGUUUCGUCGUUUGACGAGGAUUCCACAAACGACAACGUCCUGCUGCACUUGAUGCAGUAUUUGGAGAAAGAGGUGAUUGCCCUGUCCAGGGACAAGGAUGACUUUGACAUUCGAGAAAUUUUAAAAGCAAGGCCGUUUUCUGCGUUUACGCCAUUAAAUUGUGUUUAA
Messenger RNA from Mitosporidium daphniae, 966 nucleotides. RefSeq lists its product as uncharacterized. The record is from RefSeq and is a predicted model, not a curated record. The transcript has a single exon. Gene Ontology annotation, molecular function: phosphoprotein phosphatase activity. Bases 1 to 966 code for a protein of 321 amino acids. Lineage: Eukaryota; Fungi; Microsporidia.